Molecule: messenger RNA, 2485 nt
Organism: Triplophysa rosa
Lineage: Eukaryota; Metazoa; Chordata; Actinopteri; Cypriniformes; Nemacheilidae
Product: GTPase IMAP family member 9
Exons: 3
Coding region: 212-1246 (344 amino acids)
Molecular function (GO): GTP binding
Source: RefSeq, a predicted model, not a curated record
UUUGUGAUUGUUGGGAGCCAUUUUUAUAAACAUUUUUCGCAGAUGAAUCUCUGAUAGCUGUAUUAAAUGAGUUUCUUCAAGUGUUAAGAAGCAGCCCUGAUAGCACACUACAUCUACAAUACAUAGUUUGCUCAUCUGCAAUUUGUCUCGGAGACGUCUGUAAGAUGUUUAUGCUUUAGAAUGGUAACAUAAUCUAAACCCCCACACUAAGAUGGCAACAAACGAAAGGAAAACGAGAAGAAGACUGAGCUUAGAAGUCCGACCUAACAUGAGCAGCGAUGAGACAUCCUUGAGGAUGCUGGUGUUUGGCAGCUCAAGUCUUCUUCAGAUGUCACUGACGCAUACUGUGUCGGGGCCUGGGAUCUUCACCAGAGAUGAUGUCAACAUUUCUGUUACCAAGAAAAGUUCAGGGGUCGUGCAGAAGAAAAACAUAACCCUGGUCAACACGCCAAAUCUUAAGGAGAACGAUUUUCCUGACAAGAUCCUUCAUAAAGAGCUCAGGAAGGCUGUAUGUUUCUCCUGCCCAGGUCCUCACGCUGUUCUCUUCAUUCUGGAUCCCUUUCAUGUGACCCCUGAUGUCCUCGACAUUUUGAAGCAAGUGAUACACUACUUUGGUGAAAGCAUCUUGAAGCACACGUUGAUUGUUUUAUAUCACGAAAAAGAUCUGAGCAUUUCCUUAGACGAUGCGGUCAAGAAGAACAAGACCUUUAGAGAGCUUGCUGAGAAAUGUGGUCAGAACUACAUCUUCUUUAAUGAAGAAAAGAACAGGACUGAGGAAAGUCAAAUACAAGCAUUGUUUGCCAAGGUAGACGACAUGGUUUUGGAGCAUGGAAUAUAUUCAAACCUGGAAUAUAAAGAGGCUGAAAAAAGAAUUCAGACGGAGGAACGGUUUCUCAGGAAGUCAAGGGAAAAGGAGAUUAGACAGAAGUUGAAGGAGUUGGAGAAUGAACAUUCAGGAGAGGCGCUUGCCAGUGAAAAGACGAAAUAUGAAGAAAGGGUCGGUUUGGAGUGCAGAGAAAUGGCACAGCUGGUCGUUGCAGACAAAUUUGGCUUUACGGUCAGAAUUGUUGACUAUGCAGCGGCAAUAGGAAAGGGUGCAUUUGCUGGUGCACUUCUAGGUUUUGCAGUCGGAUAUGAUGGUAUGGCGAUAGGAGCCGCUAUUGGUGCUGGGAUUGGUGGGAUACUUGGAGGUGCUAUAAAUGCGGUAUGGAGCUUUAUGACUAAGUCCUUUUCGGAAGUCCGCUAAAGGACUGUUUAGCAUGGGUAUCAUUUUAGUUAAAAGCAUAGUCGGGUGCGAUGCCCCAGACCUUUUUUUUAAAGUUAAGGAUUCAUUUGUACAGAAGUAUAUUGUUUCUAGCACAGAGCACAGUAUGGGACAUUGGCCUGUAGCGGAACAAAAAAGACAAACAUGAUUCAGUAGAAGGACCGCUUCAAGUCGAAUAGAAAUAAUUUUUUGGGACAUUUGUCAAAAGUGAAUGUGAGCCGAACACAACACAGUGAGCGAGUCACGCAAGAGGACCUCUCUCCACUGCUGCACACAAACACUUUUUACAUUUUUGUGCUGUCUGACUUGUAUUGAAAACGGUAAGAAUUGUUUUACAAUUUUAUAAGUGCUAUUGAUUAGCAGGUCUUUGUUUUUCAAAUCCAGAUUAAUGUAAAAUACAUUUUUUAAGUACUAAAGGAAAUUCACUACUAAACACAGAUAAUAAAAUAGCAUAGUACGUCACAUGAAACAAGUUAGCAUUUAAUUUGAUAGAAAUUUAAUUUAAUGUGAUUUUUUAUCUUGUUUUAUGCUACAGGUAUUAUUAUUUACACUUUUAUAGUUAGAAUAGAUUUUACUACUACAAAUGAAAAGACAUUACUGUUAGAAAUGCUGCGGUAUAAAGUGGCAAAAUGGCCUAAGAAGGUAUAAAACAUGGAUGAAGGAUACAGUGAAAUAUCCUUUAAUUUUUUAAAGGGUUUGUAUGUAAGUAAACUGGACAUUAGCAGUGAGUCAGUGGUCAUAGAAAAGUUGUAAAGAGUGUCUUUAGGCAGUUUUAUGAACCUUUUAAAAAUACUGUGCAGUUUUCUGGAAUUAAAUGUAUAAAAAGACUCCUGAUUAUAUAUUUACAUUUAUUAUUAUACUUUUAUCUAAAGGCACAUAAAAAAGUCAAAAGCAACAAAAGUGAUUCAUGCUUAAGAAGAUUAUAACAUGAGACAUGCGGCAAUUCAAAGUUCAGGGAUUAUGCAAUACAAAAUGCAUUCAAGAUGUACAUAUCAGAAUCAGAAUCAGAAUCAGAAAAGCUUUAUUGCCAAGUGUGCUUGCACACACAAGGAAUUUUCUUUGGUGUUGGAAGCUUCUAGUACAGACAUUCAACACAAUGACAAUACAAUAUAGUUAGAUAUAGACAGUAUAUCAAUACAUGUUUAUAAUAAAUAAAGUUGCAUUUGUAAUUGUUAACUAUUUUACUAAAUAAAAACUGUUUAUCAAAAACAAAUGAUUUGA